AUGUCAACAGGAGAAGUGUUUACAGAAAGAGAAGAGCGGGAAAGCAUCGAGAAAAGCCCCGAGAUUUUAGAGAGCCCCGAAGGACUCCUAGAGAGCAUAACUGUUUCUUUUCUUUACUUAUCUAAUAUUUUUUUUUUUGUUUUUAUGAAAAGAGCAGAAGAAAGUGUGGUAGAAGAAAGAAAUCUUUUGGUUCAAAGCCGUUUCCAAUUUAUACUGCGCGGAUUCUGGCGGCCACAAAGAUGUCGCAAGAGGGGCGAUAGGGCAAGGUCACAAAAUGGGUUUCGGCCAAAACCGUUUCAAAAGACCUGGAAUUCGAGAGUGUUGCUUCAAAUCGGCUUUUCAAACCGAUUCUUGCCAAAGAACUGCACAUUUAGAAGGCAGAAUGCCAUUCCCACAAAAAUGGGUGCAAAAUGGACGUAUGUACUGCAGAUAGUCCGGUUUCUCCAAUGCCGUUCGUCUGACCCAUUUGGAGAAGCUAAUGAGAACGAGGAGGCUAGUAGGUGCUUGAUUGUCACUUUUGGAACUUUGGGAGAUGUUUGGUGUGUUUAUUGGCUUGCCAAAACGGACCAUGUCCGCAAUCGCACAAAGCCACUUGUGACCAAACAUGACAUCAAAACGGAGCCAAAAGUACACUCUUCAUCAUCAUGGAUGACUAUUUCUCUUAUCGCCAAACAAGAUCUGACAACUAGAAGAGACCAGUAUGUCAUUGCAUCAGGAUCAAUGCAUUUGUGUCAUUUCUUCAACACAUCAGUAAUCGGCACAUUACGGUAUCAACAACAAUGA
This is a messenger RNA of Clavispora lusitaniae ATCC 42720, 783 nucleotides long. The record is from RefSeq and is a predicted model, not a curated record. NCBI's taxonomy places the organism in Eukaryota, Fungi, Ascomycota, Pichiomycetes, Serinales, Metschnikowiaceae.